This is a messenger RNA of Pteronotus mesoamericanus, 1504 nucleotides long. It is a transcript of the gene TIFA, whose product is annotated as TRAF interacting protein with forkhead associated domain. Gene Ontology annotation, cellular component: cytoplasm. Gene Ontology annotation, biological process: innate immune response; canonical NF-kappaB signal transduction; cytoplasmic pattern recognition receptor signaling pathway. The transcript has 2 exons. The coding region runs from base 271 to 828 and encodes 185 amino acids. The record is from RefSeq and is a predicted model, not a curated record. Lineage: Eukaryota; Metazoa; Chordata; Mammalia; Chiroptera; Mormoopidae. Gene Ontology annotation, molecular function: protein binding.
GGUGGCCGUCCCCGCGCCGCUGUGUGCCCGGGAAGGGCCCGCUGGCUCGGGCUGCGCGUCGGGGAGGAGAGGAAUCCGCUGUUUCCGGGGACGUGCCCCGGUUUCGGUUUGGAGGAGGCGUCCCACCCGCCCGCAGCUUGCAGCCCAGACCCCUGGGAGCCGCCGGCCGCCCGCGGCGACGGAAAACGCCCCCGCCCCGCCCCGAACACGGCGCCGCGGGCCCAGCGCCUUCCAGUCGAGGCCGCCGCGGUGGGCGGCUCCAUCGCCGCCAUGUCCAGCUUCGAAGAUGCCGACACGGAGGAGACGCUGACUUGUCUCCGGGUCACCGCCUACCAUCCUGGCCAGAUGCACACUGGGGUGUUCCAGUCCAUCAGGUUUCACAGCCGAGAGAAAUGGCCCUCCUGCGAAGCGGUGAAAUUUGGCCGAAAUUCCAACAUCUGUCAUUAUAUUUUUCAGGACAAACAGGUUUCCCGAGUUCAGUUUUCUCUGCAGCUGUUUAAAAAGUUCGGUAGCUCAGUUCUCUCUUUCGAAAUUAAAAAUAUGAGCAAGAAGACCAGCCUGAUUGUGGACAACAAGGAGCUGGGCUACCUGAACAAAAUGGACCUGCCCUACAAGUGCAUGGUCAGAUUUGGCGACUACCAGUUUCUGAUCGAGAAAGAAGAUGGAGAGUCGUUGGAGCUUUUCGAGGUUCUUUUUACGAUGUCCCCGAGGCCCCUCUUGCAGGAGAGCAGCUGGCCGGCGCACACACCGGUGCCCGAGUACACCGGUUUCUCAUCCUGUUCCACCAAAAGCACCUCCCCCGUGGAAAGCGAUGAAACCCAAUCCUGAGAGCAGCAGAGCCACGCGGGAGCGAGCGCGGGGGACCCCGCGGGCGCCCCCUGGCCACGCGCAUCGGUCUCCUGUGUUGCUGUCAGGCCACGGGUCCGACUGGGGUCCAGCACUGCCAGUUUGAAGUCUGCUGACCGUGGUCACCUGCUGCCUUCCUCCAUGUACUAGGAUAGCUUCGUGCGGACCUUUGGUGAAGGUUCAUGUCCAGAAAAUAUUCUUUGAGAUGGAGUGUUCUCAAAUAAGGUUACAGUGUUUUCUUUUUAUGUUACAUUUUAGUCCCGUGUUUUGUUUUGUAAGAACCAUCUCUUGGUCAUAGUAUUUCAAAGCAGCCAUUGGUUUUCAAGGUCAAGGCUCUGGGCAGCGGUGUGUAGCCUGCUGGCACCAACCUGAGUUGCUGUCUGUGCGUCACUGUGGUUUUAAUAUAGGCGCUUACUUGGGCAAUAGUACCUUGGUUUUCUGGGGGGUUUUUCCUACAAAAUUAGUGUUUAUUUUAGAAUAAAAUUUUUAUCUAUGUUCAGCAUCUAAAAACAAUACUUUAAACAUUUUAAUGAACCACUGUAAAGUAUAGAAUUUUCAAUUUCCUUACUAAAUUUUAAACCGUCUUUUUUGUACUACUAAUUUUUAAAUUCCAUGAAUUCAAAAUGUUAACAGCACAUCCAUGCAACAUAAUAAAAUC